AUGCCUAGCACUCUUGCUAUUGUUGCUACAGGCGUGAUUGCCGUUUAUGGCUUUCUCCAUGCUCUCCUUCAUUACACCCAAGACGAAAGUGAGCCUCCACUAAUCUCAACAUCUCUUCCGUUUAUCGGUACAAUGAUCCAACUCUCGCGGAAAAAAACUAAAUUUUAUAUUGAGCUAAGAAACAAACAUGAUUUACCGAUCUACACUCUCCGGAUACCGGGAGCCAGACUCUAUGUCGUCAAUUCCAUGUCGCUGAUUCCUGUCGUUCAGCGUCAAUACAAAGACUUGGCAUUCCCUCCUCUGGAGGCUAUGGGAGCCAUGAGUGUCUGCGGAUCAAGCAAGAUUGCGAACGACAUUCUCAAUGCGAAUACCAACGGAGAAGAGGGUGAUUGGGGUUAUUCGAUGACAUUCUACAAAACAAUUCACAAGCCGCUUUCACCAGGGCCUGAGCUUGAUGCGAUGAAUCGUAUCAUGGCCCAGAACAUUACUGCUUCACUCGAUGGAAUAAAAGGAAAACUUGUUGUAUCGCUUUUCGACUUUAUCAAGCGCGAAAUUGCAAUAGCUAUGACCGAUUCAGUUUAUGGACCACAAAACUCGUUCAAAGAUCCUGUUGUUGCAGAUGGUUUCUGGAAGUCCAAGCCUGGGGUUGCUAUUCUCCUUAUGAAUCUAUUCCCAUCGAUACUAUCCCGAGAGUGCUAUCAGGCUCGUGAAUACAUGACCAGAGCUUUUAACAAAUACUUUGAAAAUGGCGGUCAUAACGAGGCAUCCGCUCUCAUGAAAGCUCGUUUCAAUCAUAGCACGGAACAUAAGCUGCCUGUUGAGGAUAUUGCAAGAUUUGAGGUUGGAAAUACGAUUGGGCUGCUUUCCAACACAUCACCUAGUGCUUUCUGGAUGGUUUACCACGCUACUACUACGAAAAACGGCAAAAUCAUCACAAUUCGCACUAUCGAUAUGACACGAGUGAAAGUCGAUUGUCCAAUAUUAGUGUCCACAUUGCAAGAGGUGCUUCGAGUUCAAACCAUCGGUAUGUCAACCAGGAUGGUCAUGAAGGAUCUCUUGCUCGACGGCAAGUAUCUUCUCAAGAAGGGAAAUACUUUACUGAUCCCAGGCCCCGUUCAGCAUACCGGCAAGUCUGCUUGGGGUCCCGAUGUUGAAACAUUCAAUCACCUGCGCUUCUUACCUGAGAACAAACGUCACAACCCGAUUGCCUUUCGUGGUUUUGGUGGCGGAACGACCCUUUGUCCUGGUCGUCAUUUUGCAGCCACCUAA
This is a messenger RNA of Botrytis byssoidea, 1269 nucleotides long. RefSeq lists its product as uncharacterized. Gene Ontology annotation, molecular function: iron ion binding; heme binding; monooxygenase activity. NCBI's taxonomy places the organism in Eukaryota, Fungi, Ascomycota, Leotiomycetes, Helotiales, Sclerotiniaceae. The coding region runs from base 1 to 1269 and encodes 422 amino acids. The transcript is spliced from 4 exons. The record is from RefSeq and is a predicted model, not a curated record.